Molecule: messenger RNA, 3111 nt
Organism: Zea mays
Lineage: Eukaryota; Viridiplantae; Streptophyta; Magnoliopsida; Poales; Poaceae
Product: protein ALTERED PHOSPHATE STARVATION RESPONSE 1
Exons: 7
Coding region: 754-2793 (679 amino acids)
Source: RefSeq, a predicted model, not a curated record
CUGGCAGCUCUGACCACAUCCAAUCCAACUGCCCUUGCUGCACAACCGAAUCCCACGCCUUCUCUUCCUUUUCCCUUGCUCUCUCCAGCCCCUGCUGCUCCUGCCGGGCGCUGCCUGCCGCCGCUGACCGCCCCCGCUCUCUCUCUCUCUCUCUCUCUCUCUCUCUCUCUCUCUCUCUCGUCCCCCAAUCACCCCAAUUGCCGGGUGCUCCUCUUCCUGUCACCCCCAUGUUGACUGCUGCCCGCCAGGCCGCCAGAGAGGGAGGAUUAGGAAAGGGGGGAAAGAGAGACGGACGGCUUCUCGGGAGUGGGUAAGACUCACAUGAUGCAAUUACCUCCAUCUUUCCCUCUUCUCCUUUUGCGGGCAUACUCUUCUCCUCCGCCUGGCUAGAUCCUUCUUUCCUCGUCCCGGAUUAGCUCCCAAUCUCGCCAAUGGUCCAGGUUGCUGGCCGUGGAACAUUUCUUCAGUUGGGCCCACUCUCUGGUAAGUGCCGGUUCCAUCGGGUUUUGACGCAAGAGUAGAGGACUUGGAACCCGUAAAACCCAUCCGGAGAAUUUUCCCUGCGCGUCCCAUGAUUAGGAGCUGCGGCUGGACAGUGCCCUACGCUCUGGAGUUUUAGUGCGAAUCGUUGCCAGUUUCAGUCAACUUUUGAUGGAGCCCAGGUGUUGAGCGCCAAUUUGGGAGUUCCAGCUGACGCUGCAGUCUGCAUUCUUCUAAGGCCAUCAGUGAGGAAUUUUCGUUCCUUGGUGGCAGAUGGGUUCCUCCAGCUCUAAAGUGGACAAUGAGGAGCCCGUGAGGCGCUCCAAGGACAGGAGGCGGCUCAUGAAGCAGCUGGUGCGCCGCCGCCCAGAGCUUGCAGCUGCGCACAUUGCAUACCUGCACGCCCUCCGCAACACAGGAGCCACUCUCCGGCAAUUUGUGGAGCUGGAGUCUGCUUUGUCACAGCAGCCUCCGGUAGGCCUUGCGGCGCCGCCCUCGCCUACUCCACAGUCGCUGCCGCAGCCGCAGCCCCCGCCACCUCCUGAACCCUCACUGCCACCCUCGCCACACCCCCCGCCGCCUCUGCCUUUUAGUCCAGUAACCACCAUAAGAAAGAUGGAGAAGAGGGAUGGUGAAUUCCCACCACCACCACCACCUCUGGUUUUGAGUCCAAUAAGAUUAAGAAAAAGGGAUGAUGAGAUCCAUGUGGGUGAUUUUACCGAUGAUGACGAUGACACUGACAGCUGCUCAACUCCUCUACCACCACCCCUGCCACCCGGUAUAGAUUGGGAGGACUUGGAUCCUUACAACGUUCGCCCCUUGAGUUUCCCAUCUCCAUUUGCUGACAGGAACGAUGAAGAGGUGGCCUCGCAGGUUGCCAUGGACAAUGGUCCUGAGGUACACACAGAAUUUGAUGGAGAGGAGGAUGAAAGUGUGCUUGGCAUUGUGGAUAGGGUCCAUGUGAAUCCAGCCAAGAGUAGGGCUCUGGGUGAUGGCAACUCUUCAACUGUGAGCCAGGUAACAAAGGAUUCAGACUCUGUGGCAGUGCCUUGGAGGAGUAUGAAGUCACUUGUAGAGAUUGUUAAGGAGAUUGACGAGUACUUCUUGAAAGCAGCAGCAAGUGGUAAUGACGUUGUGAUUCUUUUGGACUCUGCUGGUGGGCGGCCUGAUGCCUUAGAGAUGGAGGCAAACAAAGGCGCAGGAAAGAAAUCCAAAUCAGCGAAGGUUUUCUCCACGCUUUCUUGGAGCUGGUCUUUUAAAUCUCAGCAGGCUAACAGUGAAUCCACAGUUCUGAAUUCUAGUGCUUCUGGAUAUGGUUACCAUGGCAAGACACUAGAGAAGCUUUAUGAAGAGGAGCAAAAACUCUACAAGUUAAUCAAGGAUGAAGAAUUUGCAAGGCUCCAGUAUAAGAAACAUGUCUCAGUGCUACAAAAGCUAGAAUCAGGGGAGCAUGAUAGACUGCAUGCAGAAAGAGUUCGGGAUGCUAUUGAAGAACUGCAAACUCGGAUAAUCUCAUUGGAGGAAGCUGUGAGUUUAGCAUGUUUUUCCAUAUCAAAUCUCAGAGACGAGGAAUUAUAUCCUCAGAUUAUUGAAUUAUCUGCAGGGCUUGUGCAUAUGUGGAAAAACAUGCACGAGUGCCAUCAGGUCCAGAACCACAUUGCCCAGCAACUUAGUCUCAUUGGCAACAGACCUGGGAGUGAACCAACAAGUGACAUUCAUUACCAGGCAACAUCUCAGCUGGAAAUUGAGGUGUCUGGAUGGCACACUGCCUUCUGCAAUCUCAUCACGUUACAGCGUGAAUACAUUAGCAUCCUUAACCAAUGGAUUAGUCUCACAGACUGCCUUCCAGAUGAUGGUGGCUUAAUGAGGAGUUCAUCUGGAAUCCGUAGCCUCUCCAAGGAACUCCAGCAUGCUCUUGACAGGCUACCGGAGAAGGUAGCAGCUGAAGCAAUAAAGACCUUUAUGUCAAUCAUACACUCUAUAGUUGUACAGCAGAGUGAAGAGCGCCAACUAAAGAAGAAGUCAGAUAAUAUGGAUAGCAAGUUCCAGACCCAGUUAGAGAAACACAGUGAUAAUUCAAUUCAAAACUCGGCACAGCCUCCAAAUAAGAAUCACUAUUCAGUAUCAAAGAAUGAAACGAAACUGGAUGCAUUUAGAAAGAAGGUCGAGGAGGAGAAGGCCAGAUACCUAACCUCUGUUAGGGAAAGCCGAGCCAUGACACUGAACAAUCUGCAGACAGCCCUUCCAAAUGUGUUCCAUGCUCUGGAGGGAUUCUCAGGAGUGUGCGUGCAGGCAUUUGAAGGUAUCAGCUGAUGCAGUGAAGUUGCUGUUAUUCACUCGGGAGCGGCUUCAUCUGCUAUUUGCUCGUGACAUUGCUACGAUGGCUGUGAUUAUUCAUUGUAAGUAGGCGAAGUAUAAACUGGUUCCACGUGAAUACCCUUUUCUUCUAAUUUUCAGAACUUUGAAUAGUUUUCGGAGGAUUUUAUGAAGUCAAUAUAGGCAUAAUAGUCUUGAAUAGAUCACAAUGUCUCAACUCUCAAUUUGAGAAGAGAUGUGAAGUAUCAUAAAACAUAUGUGGCUUUAAAUUAUGGAAAGGAUUCAUGCAGACUUCAACUGCACGUUCUCAUGGUA